AUGGCUUCAUCUUCGCCAGUAGCAUCCGCUUUCUCCUGGCUAGGCAAAGAUAACAGUCCAAACUCAACGAUCCAGCCGUAUGGCUACAUCGCUACCGCUUUCUUGGUCGUCGUCUUUUCCAUCUUGCUCACAGUCUCGAAGCACGACGAUUUGCCUCUCCUCCAGCCACCACCAAAGUGGUUUCGGCCAACCUUCCUGGCACAGAUUGAAUUCUUCAAAAUCGGAAAGGAACUGAUUGCAAAGGGGAGAGCCACGCUGAGCGGCAAACCUUACAAGGUCCUUACAGAAAGUGGAGAAAUUCUUGUUCUGCCCACUCGAUUCGCCAACGUCAUUCGGAAUGAGGAGGGAUUGAGCUUUGGGGCUAUUAUCAUGCGGGACCUUCAUGGCAAGAUCCCGGGCUUCCAGCCCUUUGGGUUCGUUGACGACGACAAGAAGAUCCUGCAAGUAGUUGCUCGUAAGCAGCUUACCAAGUCGCUCAACACCAUCACCGAACCACUCUCUCUCGAGACCGCAUUCGCAGCAAACCUCGUUCUCGGCGAGUCUCAAGGUAACUACCCUCACCAUCUCCUCGUUAUGUCAUUUUUGGGGAACCAGACUCACGCUUACCACCACCCCUCAGAAUGGCAUCAACUCCCCCUAAAAGACACAAUCCUCGACCUCGUAGCCCGCCUCUCCUCCCGCGUCUUCCUCGGCCCAGAACUCUGCCGCAACGAAGACUGGCUCCGCAUCACAAAGGACUACACCGUAAUCUCCGUCAACGCAGCCGUCAAGCUCCGCGCCGUGCCCAUCCACCUGCGGCCCUUACUCCACUGGUUCUCCGCGGACUGCAGACGUACGCGUGAGUCCCUUGCCGAGGCUCAGCAUCUUAUUGCACCAGUCAUUGAGAAGCGGCGGGCGGAGAAGCGCGCCGCCGCCGCUGCCGGAGGCCAGGCUACCACGGCACCGAACGAUGCUAUCGAGUGGGCUGAGACUGAGGCGCAAGGAGGGGCGUACGAUGCGGCCAUCUUCCAGCUCACACUUUCGUUUGUGGCCAUUCAUACUACUACGGACCUCCUUGCUCAGACGCUCAUCUACCUGGCCAAGGAACCAGAGCUCAUCGAACCCCUGAGAGCCGAGAUCGUAGAGGUCCUGAAAGCCGAGGGAUGGAAAAAGAGCGCGCUGUACAACAUGAAGCUACUAGACAGCGCCAUCAAGGAGACGCAGAGAUUGAAGCCCAUAGGAAUGCUCCUAAUGCGCCGCCUGGCCACCGAAGACGUCAUCCUCCCAGACGACAACAUCACCAUCCGCCGCGGCCAGGCCGUCUCCGUCGACACCUACAGCUCCAUCGACCCGGCCAUCUACGAACACCCCGAAACCUACGACAUCCACCGCUUCCGCCGGAUGCGUGAGCAGCCCGGCGGCGCCAAUAAAGCGCAGCUCGUGACGACGAGUCCCGAACACCUGGGCUUCGGCCACGGUCUACACGCGUGUCCCGGUCGGUUCUUCGCCUCCAACGAGGUCAAAGUUGCGCUUUGUCACUUGUUGCUCAAGUAUGACUGGAAACUGGCGCCGGGGUCGCCUUCGGAGCCUGUUAUUACGGGCGCGUCUAUGAAUGUGAACCCGAAGGCGAUGGUUAUGGUCAAGAGAAGGGUGGAUGAGUUUGAUAUUGAUAAUCUUGGGUUUGGGGAUUUGGACGCUUGCGAUUUGUGA
This is a messenger RNA of Colletotrichum fioriniae, 1689 nucleotides long. The record is from RefSeq and is a predicted model, not a curated record. NCBI's taxonomy places the organism in Eukaryota, Fungi, Ascomycota, Sordariomycetes, Glomerellales, Glomerellaceae.